Vespula pensylvanica (western yellowjacket) is the source of this 6251-nucleotide messenger RNA. RefSeq lists its product as uncharacterized. The transcript is spliced from 5 exons. Lineage: Eukaryota; Metazoa; Arthropoda; Insecta; Hymenoptera; Vespidae. Bases 464 to 3742 code for a protein of 1092 amino acids. Gene Ontology annotation, molecular function: peptidase inhibitor activity. Gene Ontology annotation, cellular component: extracellular region. The record is from RefSeq and is a predicted model, not a curated record.
GGAGAGAGCGAGAGAGCGAGAGAGAGAGAGAGAGAGAGAGAGAGUGAGAGAGUGAGAGAGGAGACCGGGCAAGCGUUCUAAUCCUCUCGGACGGCGAACAGAGGCAGACUCGAUUAAUAGUCGUGCUCGUGAGAGAAUCGACGAGCGUCCUUGGUGUCUUCGAGUUGCGCGGGAGCUUGAAAUCUAUCGUUGACUGUUUGAACUCGAACGCGUCUGACGCGGAACGUCGACGUCGAUGGACCGAGUUGGUCGUGCAGCGGGAGGAAUCGUCGCGUCAUCGAGCUUAAAUUUGGACUUGGAGUGAAAAAAUAAUUGAUCAAGGGUUGUCAUGUGAGGAAUACGUUGUCAAAGGGUAGAAAAGAUCCGAUCGAGUCGUUCGUUUCGUUCGUUUUUUGAUCGCGUCGAGUGUACGACCGAGGGCCUUUUAUUCUUUGCUUGUUAGCGAAAGAUUAAGGAAAUAAGUAUGAAGCCAAGCGCUAUAGUUCUGCUGUUAUUCCUCUGCGUGCAGUUCUUAGCCUCGGAGUCGAAGCUACGUCAACAGGCAACGGCUGUCGAGGCGACGGACGACGACGACGACGAUUGGGACGACGAGGAGGAUGACGACGACGAUGACGAUGACGACGACGACAAUGAAAGUUAUCAUCCGAAACCUGAAAUCGAUGACGAUGGUCGUAUAUAUAAGAAUCCAAGAAAUUCACCGUCCGCUAUGUGCCCACGGGAUCAGGACCAAGCUGAUCUUUUGGGACAGAAGUGCCUGAGGAAAUGUUCUACCGAUGAAGAUUGCAAAAGUAAGAAGAAGAAAUGUAGAUGCGACGGUGCCUGUGGUAUGUCCUGUAUCAAACCUGAAAGAGAAUGUCCACCGUUGACUGAAAUCGAACAUGGAGUAAUGACCAUCACUGGACGAUUUUUCGGUGAUCGAGCAAAUUACGCUUGCGACCCAGAUUACUUCACCGUCGGCUUGUCCGAAAGGACUUGCCGUGCCGAUGGACACUGGACCGGUACUACGCCGUCCUGUAAGAAGGAUCAGAACUCCUUCUGCUCACAGCCGCCCAAAAUAAAAAAUGCACAACACAAUGCGUUGCUCGAACAAACGACUUAUGAUCUAAACAGCAUGGUUCAAUAUUAUUGUAAUCAUGGAUAUGUAACAACCGGUGCACGCAAGGCUAAAUGUCUUAUGAUGAAUGGUAUAGCUAGUUGGUUCGGUCCUGACAUCACUUGCGAACCACAAAACUGUGGUCCACCGGCGGACAUCGCGAACGGAUGGCACGCUGGUGAAUGUUACACGUACGAUUGUCGCGUGUCCUAUCACUGUGCGAACGAAUACGAAUUGGUUGGUCGAGCUGAAAAGAUCUGUUUGACGGAUGGUUCAUGGAUGCCUAAAGAGUCACCGCAAUGCGUUCAAGUAACUUCCGUACAAUGUCCUAAACCAGAAAAUCCAGAGAAUGGAAAAGCUGUCUAUACUUCCUACGCUUAUAACUCCAUAGUCUCUUAUGAGUGCAAAUACGGUUAUUCGGUUGUGGGAGCGGCGACCAGACGUUGCGGAGCAGAUAGAAAAUGGACAGGAAAAACGCCCACCUGUCAAGAGAUUAAUUGCGGUUCGCCGGGGGUUCUUUAUAACGGUUGGAUAGAAAAUAUCGAAGCAGGUACUGGAUUAGGUGCGAGCAUAAUCUUUCGUUGCAACGAUUAUAUGAAACUCGAAGGUAACGCUUCUUCCGUGUGUCAGAUAGACGGUACGUGGCGUUAUCCUUUGCCACAAUGUUUGGCUCCUUGCGUUGUACCCCAAAUUGAAAAUGGACAUAUAACUGUGGCUAGCCAUGAGAAUGAUCACAUAAACAAUAUUACCGUUGUCGAACACGGCGAGAAAUUAUUGGUGUCUUGCGUACAAAAUUACGAAUUCGCAGCGAACAGUACUGCAGUUGUUUGCAACAAUGGUACUUGGUCGAUAGUACCGAGUUGUUCACCUGCCAGGUGCAAGCGGAUGCCAAAAGCACCAAGAAAUGGCAUGGCCAUAGCUCCCAAAACGGAUCAUGGUAUGAAAGCUGUCUUCAAGUGUAAGGAUGGUUUCGAAUUAAUCGGAGGUGGUCCAUUAAAUGAUUCCAUAUCCGUGGAAUGUCAAUAUGGCAAUUGGACCGGUGACAUACCUUCCUGCAUUCAAGUAUUUUGCCCGUUUCCUGGUUUCAUUGAAAAUGGUAAAGUCUAUUUGGUCGGCAACAUGGGGGUUUACGAUUAUCGGCCUUACGUUAGGAAGGUUGUUAACAAUAAGCAGAUCAUGUACGACUGUAACAAGGGCUAUGUACUCGAUGAAGGGCCUAACGGUGCCACUUGUAUCGGUGGAAAUUGGAGUCCUAAAGAAUUACCCAAAUGUAUUCUAGGUCAGCAUCCUAGAUUGAGGUGGAGCAGACGUCGAAGGUCGAUAGCUGAUGCGACCGAGGAAGAUGUUGCGGCUAAUUACAAGAAAUUUAUCGAGUUUUUCAGGAAGGUCGGUAAGAAGUUACUGCAUUUGGAAUCGAUCAAAGCACGCGAUCACGAGAAACGUCCUGCGGGUUUCAAUGGAUCCUCGAAAGAGAAUGAAGAUAGUACGAAUUCGACUACGUCCUUGCAAUUGAAGAAACAUUCCAACCACGGUAACGGAACGUGGAAUCGCGACGAAAAGAUCGUCGAUUUCUUGAGAAUGGUUUAUAAGAAAUUAGAACGCAUGGAUGCGAGACAGCCGAAAAAUAACACCAAUAACAGCAUGCACGAAUUGUUAAACGCUAUGAGCAAAAACUUCUUCCACGUUGAUUUGACCGAGUCGAGGAAGAAUGGAUCGGGCAGGGGGCGAUCUGUUUUCGAAAUAAGAAAUCAAAGAGAGUUUAUAAGACUGAAGAGAGAAUUCGAGAGGAUCAUGAGAUUCUAUAAUAAAUCGAUGAGAUGGAACGAGAAACAGAAUCGCAAGGAGUCUAGAAAGAAGAGCGGUCAGUCUCACGGUGAGAAGAAUAAAAAAUCGAAGGAUAAGAAGAAACGUAAGAAGAAUUAUUACAAAGGUUUCUACGACUUUGUCAACAGUUACGUGUCCGAGAAAUUGUCCAUGUUGGAAGCACGUAACGCGACUGAGGAAUUAAUUAAAAAAAUGAAGAUCGAUAAGUUCACCGUGAGAAAUGGUACUGCGUUCACUGUUGGCGAGAUGUAUGCAUUUUUCAAACAUAUCAUAGAAAAUAAAUUAAACACAACGGAGGAGAUCUCGGUAACGGAGACAACGACGUUCCUGGUGCCAACGUCGGAUAUCGAUUUUAAUGAAAACGGAACGUCGACGACGUCCACCAAAGACAAUUUGGUCUUGAAUAAUGAGAUUCCAGCUAAGGAAGGGGCACCGAAGCAUCGUAGCAAACGUAUUAGAAAUGCUUCGGAAGAUACGAAUGUUACUCGUCAAAAAAGGAAUCUUCUGUCUUUGAAGGUGUCAUCUAAUCCUCAAGCGGGAUCGAAGAUCAAAGAGGAAGAAACUUUCAAGGAUGCGGAUGGAUUCAACGCUCAGGGAUUUACUCUGAACGAACUAGAAGCUCAACAGCAAAGCCGUGCCAAGAGAUUUCUCAAAGCCUCCGAGCUAGAUAAUCAAAUCUUCUUAAAGAACUUGUAUCUCAACGCUUACGAGGAUGAAUAUCGAGAGAAUGUGAAACGUUCGAUAGAAUCGUAUGAUCAUACGAAAAGUAGUUGGUCGGCUUCGAGAAGGCGCAAGGGUAACCUCGAUAUUUACGAGAUCAAGUGAUAAAGUUUCAAGUGUUGUGAUAUUAACGGAAUUUAUUAAGUUAUUUAUCGAUAUCAAUCGAAUUUUAGGCGAUGUAUACACACUCACACAAUAUACGGUAUUAGCUGUAAUCGUCGUCCCUCGUCGGCACGCAUUGUAACGCGCGUCGCGCUUUUUUUUCAAGGAGGAAAGGGGUUAAAAGAGAAAAAAGAAAAAAAAGAAAAAAUGAAAAAAAAAGGAAAAAAAAGAAAAAGAGAAAAGAAAAAAAAAAUACACUUAAGGGAAUAAAUCUUUUCCAUGCCAAAGCUCUUCGCUCUUUAAGGUUAAAGCCGAAUUAGGUUCUGUGUGUCUAAUCUAAGAAGUAAGCAUGUAGAAACUUUGUAGAUGUAUCAACGUGUCGAUCUAGUGCAUUGAUGAAAAUUCCGAUCAGAAUUCAACAAGAAAACUUUACAAUUAGAACGUAUUUCACUUCUAAUAUUAACUCUCUCCGAUUCUGUAGACUACCCUAGUGUGAUUUACAAAUAAGUCCGAUAUCCACUUUCAACUAAAUGAAAUAGCGCAAGAUCACGAUACUCAUGAUUUUUGUAUUUUAUGCGUUGAAGGCCGCAUUAUUAUUCGAUGUACCUUGUAAUACGCAAAUUAUAAAAUUAAUAAGAGAAUAAGUGUUACCAGAGAGUCCCUUUAUCAAUAUAUUCGUGACAAUGAUUGUAAGAAGAAGAAGAAGAAUCGUUAAAUCGACUUGCCAUAUUUUUAUUUUAUUGGAAAUCAUUUUAUUGGUAUUCUUUAAGAGAUCGAUCGACCAGGUAACGGUAAUUACACGUACAACACUUGGGAUAAUUAAGUCUCGAAAAAAUCGUCCAUGGUAGUGGUCAAAUGUUGGAGGAGAGAGGAUGCUGCGUAACACCGGACACGGCUGAAAGAGGGACGUGCCUGGACCACCUGUCAAUAUCGUGCUUCCCAUUAAUUACAGAGCAAUUAUAAUUCAUGAAUGCUCACGAGACCUUGUUCGAUUUUAUCUGCGACAACGUGCUCGUUAACACGUCCACGGCGUGAACCUGACUAUCCAGAGAUUUAAGGUCGAUUAAUCCCAAACAAGACGUGUAUUCGUUUCUGAUAAUCGAACGCUUAGAAAGAAAGAUAACGAAGAUUGGGAAUUAAUGCCACAAGAUACCUUAACGAUUACAUUAUUUUUAAUUCUUAACAAAAUUAAAUCGUCUUCUCAUUUCGACAAGCAGUUUUAUAAUAAUUUUAUCAUAAACUUAUCACUUGAAAAAAACGUUAUCUGACGUCAAAGGGAAAAGGAAGCACAAGUAAAUUCUAAUUUCAGCAAUAAGCUAAUUAGGCGAGGUCGAGCUAUUUAACAUCAAAGUGUGGGACACCGUGUGCAAAUCGAUAAGUACACGGGGCAACGUACCUACCAGCCAUGAACAUCUGAAAGUGUCUCGGUGCGCCUGCGUUCGAACGAAAAAGGAAAAAAGAAAUGAUCGUUGCAUGCACCACUAAUUCGUUUAGUCGAGAGAACAUGUGUAUGGAAGAGAGAGAAAGAGAGAGAAAGUGGAGGGGGAAAGAGAGAGAAAGAGAGAGGUUUCUCUCUCUCUCUCUCUCUCUCUCUCUCUCUCUCUCUCCCUUUCUCUUGCGGUAAGCAUUAUUCCAGUUCAUACGACGAUGAUUAUGCGGUCAGUUGAUACCAGCCGCUAAAUGCGCUAAUCGCGAGAGAGUUCAUGGUAAACAUCGUGAGCCGCCUACUUCGUGUUCCUCAUCUAUUAGAGCCCUGUUACGUGCCGUGCCGUCUUCUAUGCAAAUGAAUCUACGAAAGUAUGUUAAUAAUCUCUAAACAAAUGCGUAAAAUACAGGACAUACCGACGUUAAAGUUUAGUAUCGUCAAAGCUAAUAAGAGCCACUUAAAUAGCUACUAUUUUUCUCUUUUUUCUCCUUUUUCUCCUUUUUCCUCAUUCCAAUUCGGAGAACUACGAUAUAUUUCAAUGUAUCUGUAAUAUAUUAUUUUACAAUGACGACUGAUAAGAGCUGCUAUCCUUUUUUUUCUCUCUCGAUUUUUUUUUUGUCGAUUGCAAUUUAGAACGAAAGUGUUCGAAUAUAGAUAGAAAGAAAAUGAAAGAAAUUUCUACUAAAGACAGCUACAGUUACAUCACCACAAGAGAUCGCAUAGUCGAAGUUGUUCGAAGUUAAGCGUUACGAGUCCGGUGAGACGUCCUCGAGACUUUCGUAGAAGCCAUUUGCAUCGGGGAAUAGUCGAGAAACUCGUUCGUAUAGUAGCUCUUGACAAUGGAGAAUGAAGUCGGUGUCUCGUAGAAGAGGACCCAAGAACCGAUGAUAAUCUCAUUGAAAGGGGGAGUUAAGCGACGCGGGCUUCCUGCCAAUUCAUUCGAGCCAAGUGUCGCCUUACCGCAGUCAAUGCUUGCUAUGAAAUUGCUGCUACUACCGUGGUCUGCACGUUAGUCUCAAAUGAAACUUGCUAAUAUUUUUUUUUCUUCAAGAAAAAGAAGAAGAAGAAGAAGAAGAAGAAAUAGAA